AUGGGUGACUCCCGCGGGAGGACCGCGCGACCGCUCGUCCUGCUGCUGGUGCUUGUUGUUUGUGGCAGGAUGGGUGGUUCCGUCGCUGCCACAACCUCCGGUGAGCCGUACGUUACGUCCCCGACCAUCCCUGCAGCGGUACAAAAAGCUACUGCGCAGGAGCUGACGGUGAAAAUCUACGGCAGUGAUAAAGCCACCAAACCGACACCGACGGCAAUCCCGGAGUCGGAGCUUUCCACGCAGCUCGAUGCGUUACAGCGCAGCAACGGAGCUCAUUUAAAUGGUACGACUGUCACAACAUCGGUGGCCUCCACAGAGGGGACCUCGACCACAACAACAACUACAGCGACGACGACCACGACGACAACGACGGUGGUUCCGUCCACAACAAUAACCAAGCGAAGGAUGACUAAUCGCGACAAUAAACUGAUGUCGGUUUUGCAAGCCCGCCGUACGGCACUGUCCCGGGACCGAUGGCGCAAGGAGUACAUCCACCAUCCUCCAUCAUCUUCCUCGCUAAAGGCCCGACAACAGGCGAGCGUCGCGGGUAACCUGGUCGAAGAUAGCAGCACACCGGAAUCGAACCUUAUCGUACCGGUCAGCUCAUCGUCCUCCUCCGUUCGAGUCGCGGCUGUUGAUGAGUUUCUCGACACUGAUGAAUCCAUCCAUGGCAUGUAUGUGGUGAACCCGCGCACGGGCAAGAUCGCACUACAGCAAACAGGUUCGAGCAUUAAGCUAGCCAAAGAAACGAACAACUUCAUCGGGGCCGUACCAGCGGCCGGUAAUAAAUCGCUCGAAAUUACCAAACUCAUCUCAACGAAAGGGGCCACCAUCACUAUUGCACCGAUAACUUCCACAAUCCCGACGACACUUCACGCCGGGCGAAGUCUAUACAUGGAGACGCGCGGUAAACGGCUGCGCGACCGUAAGACCUUUCCUCAACUAUCGACCGAACGGUCGGUGGAAGAAAGUGAUCUCAUCCCGUAUCAAUACUUCGGACAGAAGCUACUACCCGCCCAUCACAAAGGAUUGGAUGCACGAAAUCAAGUUAUCAACAGUCGGCGGACACAUCUGAACAAGCUGAAAGACCCUGAAACACUGAGUGAAAUGAACGAUGCCAACCUUCCCAAAUCGUCGACAGAGAAGAGCAAGUUCUGGUCAAACCGCUAUCAAUCACGCAACGUAGUCGCACUCAAUAACUAUCUACGACGAGGUGGUUCGGUACCGAUCACGACUACGACAACAACCACGACAACUACCCCGAACCCAUCGACUACGUCUUACAGCCCACAAGAAGCUGCACCGGUACACUCGGAUGCUCUAACCAACUCCAUGAUUGCGCUCAGUAAUCUUUCCGAGGGAAAUGAAGAGGACGAGAAGCAGGUGUUUUCUCGUAGUGCAAACUUUACCACACCUAAAAGAACUGACACUGGAUCGCGGUCUGGAGAAAUUGAUCCAAAUUAUUACUUACUAUCGACUUCGAACCCAAAAUCCGAGCCAAUGGAUCAUGGAGUACCGUCUCCGAGCACUGCCACCGAACUUCCUAACAAGUCUUUAGUGGACGAGUAUGCCGGUCCAGCUGGAUUGUACGGUUCAGGGUUGAGUUCCGGUAUUUCAAAGCUUAUCAUCAACUAUCCGGAUGAUGCAACUCCUGAAGACUUUUAUCGGCCGCUGAACACCUUCGAAACGCACGCACAGAUUGUUAAUCUUCAGGAGGCGACCGAAGAUCCCGUACCGUCGACUUCCAUCCCCACCAUCGAUGAGGACUAUGACACACCGAGGAAUCUUGUGUCGCUGCCGGAUAUCAAUCAGAUAUUUCGCAACCUUUCCACACCCACCACAACGGAGAUGACGACCACAAGCACGACACAAACAACGGCCACUAGUACGACAGCGGCAGCUCCAGCAAGAUCACGUCUCAAUACACGUGUGUAUGUUCCUGUAAGUCGAUCAACAACGAUACGGACGAGUACUACGCCACGCACAACAACCACUACUACUACAUCUACUACUACUACUACGACUACUACCUCGACAACUACCACAGAGCAACCAAUGGAGGAAGAGACCGAACCACCCACGACGGUGUUGAUUCUUACUUCGAACCCCACAACAACGGAAAGUGCGAUCCCUUCAACGUCCUCUACAACAACUACCUCCACAGAAGCUCCGGCAACUUCCAUUGUACCUUCAGCAACUCCUUCUGUCCCAGCAAGGACAACCACCUCCAGACACUUCAGGCCAUCGGCUCCACCUACAGUGGCUUCCCCACCGAAGCCGACCAGACCCACCACUAACCCACCGGAACACAGGACGGUCGCAAUCUUCACCGGGCUCCGACCAAACCCACCAGAUCCAACGCCCAUCAAUGGUACCGAUGCGGAACCUGGAUUCAAUCCAAUCCUUUCACACAUCUUCCCCAAGUUGGCUGGCCCCAUACUAUCCACUCGCUCUCCAGCCAAUCUCGACUAUUCGCUCACAUUCACCUCACCGCCACCGGUCGAUCAUAGUUCCGGCACGAAGAAACCAGCCGUCUCGUUCGAUGGCGUGCUUCUCCAUCACAAUAGUGACGUCGUGAUCGAGAUGCGGAAGAUGAACACGGCCACUUUUGUGCUGGCCGGGCUUGGCAUGCUUCCGAUCGUCAUCAUCGUACUGUACGUCAUCAAGGCAACGGUUUUCAACCGGGAGAAUAAGGUAUCGCACGACCUGGAGCGCUAUAUCCCGGACGGUCAGCCACCGAUCAGUCCGGUAGUAAGAUUGGAACAAUCGGACACUUCCAGCGCGACGGAUGAGUCCAUCAUGACCGAGCACGAUUUUAAUCGAGGCAAUCUACGCUUCAAAAGCCUGCUCGGGGAAGGAAACUUCGGACAGGUUUGGAAAGCGGAAGCGGACGAUCUGGCGGGACAUCUCGGCACAACUCGCAUCGUGGCCGUAAAGACGGAACGAAGCGAUAAUGGGCACGGCGAUCUGAAGGCAGAGGCCGAGAUUAUGCGCAAGCUCGGAUCACACCCGAAUGUGGUGACUUUGUUGGGAGCUUGUCUGGAACAAGAUCCUCAACUGCUGAUCAUGGAGUAUGCGAUGCGAGGACGAUUAUUAUCACUAUUACGAGCUGCUCGGGGAGCUGUCAACGGAUUGGCGCCGUCCGUGCACAACAAUCGACCACCGAUCAUGCCACUGUCCCCACGACGACUGACCGGAUUCGCCCAUGAUAUUGCCCGCGGCAUGGAGUACAUUUCGGAGAAAAAGAUCGUACAUCGUGAUCUUGCCGCGCGCAAUGUACUGCUAGACCACAACGGUAUCUGCAAGAUCUGCGACUUCGGUAUGUCGGUCGAUCUGGAGAAGGUGAAAUCGUCGCACGCCCAGAUCCGAAUGCCACGGAACCAUCACCAGAGUGAGUCGAGGUUUAAGUUCGACCUGAGUGCGCGAUCGUUCGGCAUCGGUAGGCAUCAUAACCAUGGGCACGAUCACAGCGGCACUCACGGCCGGCACGGUGGCGGUGGUGGAAGUGGCGGUGGUCACAGCAAUAGUCACGGGCAUGAUACGAAGAGUCGUCCGGCAUUGCCGAUACGCUGGAUGGCACCGGAAGCGUUACAGUAUCACAUAUUUUCCCGCGAAACCGACGUCUGGGCGUUCGGCAUUGUACUGUGGGAGAUUGCCACAUUAGGUUGUACUCCCUAUCCGAAUCUUUCGGGGCGAGAAGUUGUCCGAAGUGUCCCGAACGGUGCUCGCCCGGAGGUACCGGCCGAUUGUCGACCGGAGCUGUACGAUCUGAUGCAGCGAACCUGGCGAAAGGAUCCACGGCAAAGGCCCACCUUUACCGAGGCACGCACCUGUCUCGCGAGGACCCUUUGUCAAUGGCAGCUGGAGGACAACGAUACCUCAAAUACGUCCGAGUACCUAGACGUGAGCGGGUUCAGUGAAGAUCUUGAACAGGGCAUGGUUUACUUCAACCGACGAAUAUCCGAAUUUGAGUGUGAAAUCUAA
Molecule: messenger RNA, 3984 nt
Organism: Anopheles marshallii
Lineage: Eukaryota; Metazoa; Arthropoda; Insecta; Diptera; Culicidae
Gene: Tie
Product: mucin-5AC
Exons: 5
Coding region: 1-3984 (1327 amino acids)
Biological process (GO): positive regulation of kinase activity; multicellular organism development; protein phosphorylation
Cellular component (GO): signaling receptor complex
Molecular function (GO): ATP binding; transmembrane receptor protein tyrosine kinase activity
Source: RefSeq, a predicted model, not a curated record